UCCUCGUGGUGUAAAGUGCGUAUUAUUUUCCGCAGCACAAGGUAUGUAUGAACUACGAUUGAAGACUUUACGAUAAAACUAUUUGAUAUCAUCCUUCUCGUCUCUCUUCCCGACCCAUCAUAUUUAACGCGUACAUGUUAUGUACGACAAUUGUCAAAGGCAAUGUUUUGAGACGUCUCGUCUCGUCGUGACAAUUCGCUGACCCGUUUCACCCGUCCCGUCCGUGAAUCUCUGCUCCACCUUCCGCCUGGAUCGGAGUCCGGAGUCGUUGUCUUCACGCGCGGCCUUUCCGAGUUAGCAACUCCGUGCUCGCCUUCCAGGCAAUGUCAGGAAGUGCACUCUCGGCCGAGCGCUAAAUCGUGAUUUGUCGCAAUCGAGACCCUUUGAGAAUGGCCGAUGAGCUGGUGGAAACACCACGGGGCCUCAAUAACGAGGACACCGAGUGCAUCGUCGAUGCCGAGAUCGACGGCGAUGAUGAUGACUCCGACGGGGUCAUAGUUCCAGAACUUCAGGGUACACUAUCCAAAUGGACAAAUUACAUACAUGGCUGGCAAACUAGAUUUAUUGUACUCAAAGAUGGUACUUUGUCUUAUUACAAAUCCGAGCAGGACAGUGGAUACGGAUGUCGCGGUUCGAUUAGUUUGUAUAAAGCUAAUAUCAAGGCACAUCAGUUUGACGAAUGUAGAUUUGAUGUGUCCGUAAACGAUUGUUUGGUUUGGUAUCUAAGGGCAAAUAAUCCAGAAGAGAAGCAGCGAUGGGUAGAUGUCUUAAAGUCUUACAAGUCAGAAUCCGGCUAUGGAAGCGAGAAUAGUCUCAAACGACACGGUAGUGCCAUUUCGCUCGUAUCAAAUACACAAUCGACAACGAGUGCCGGUAGCCUUACUAAACGUGGCAUUAGAGGAUUGAAGGAAAAGUUGGCCGAAAUUGAAACGUUUCGAGACAUUCUAAUCAAGCAGAUCGAUACUCUGCAGAAGUAUUUCGACAAUUGUGCAGAAAAUGCCAAGAAUACUUCUAAGGAAGAAAAGGUAAUCGAGACAAUGUUUAAUCCAGCCGAACAAUCGGUGGAUUUCAAAGGGGAAGCGAUAACGUUUAAAGCGACCAGUGAAGGAGUAUUGGCGACCUUACAGCAUUGCGUCGAAUUGAUGGUACAGCGAGAGGAUGCAUGGCGCCGUAGAUGGGAGAAGGAAGUUGAAAAGAAACGAAAAUUGCAAGAACUUUAUAAAGCUCUGAAAGAUCAAAUUGCCAUGCAUCAUAACGGCUCUCCAAGGCCUAGGGUUGUUAUACACGGAGGUCCUGAUUACGAGGAAGGUCCGCAUAGUGCUCUUUGCGAUGAAGAAUUUUACGAUGCCGUCGAGACGGGCUUGGACAAAAUCGAGGAGGAGAAUCAAUUAAGGGAUCGUUUAAAACAGAAAUCUGUCUCAAUUUUGACAUCCCUCACCACAACAGCAUCUACGCAUAGGCUAUGGCCAGAAAUAGAAAAAAUUACGAUGGAACAGCUACAUUAUGCUCGGCUCGGCGUAGGCGGAGCGGGUGGUUGGCAAUUAUUCGCCGAAGAUGGUGAUAUGCGGAUGUACCGACGGGAGGAGGAGGCCGAUGGAUUGGUUGUAGAUCCUCUCAAAGCGUGUCACGUCGUUAAGGGGGUGACCGGUCACGAAGUCUGUGAAAUAUUUUUCAGUCCCGAAUAUAGAAGCGGUUGGGAAGCCACUUUGGAGGACAUGGCAAUUGUCGAAAACAUUUCCAAGGAUACACUAUUAUUUCUGCAAACGCACAAACGUAUCUGGCCGGCGAGCCAACGGGACGCGUUGUUCUGGUCGCACAUACGUCGUGUAUCCGAUGAUCAGGAUCGCGACGCUCAUGAUUUAUGGAUAGUCUGCAAUCACAGUACUGAACAUCCCGAUUAUCCGCCAAACGCGGGUAAAUGCGUGAGAGUCUACUUGACGGUUUGUCUCGUAUGCCAAACAUUUAUUGAUCCUCCGAAGGACGAGGAGGAAAUAAAAAGGGAGAACAUUACGUGUAAAAUAACGUACUGUUCAGUUGUAAAUCCAGGUGGAUGGGCUCCAGCGUCUGUUUUACGAGCCGUUUACAAGAGAGAAUAUCCAAAGUUCCUUAAGCGUUUCACGAACUUUUGUAUCGAUCAAUGCAAGAAUAAGCCGAUCACAUUUUAAAUGUGAACUGAUAUGAAAAAA
Molecule: messenger RNA, 2186 nt
Organism: Trachymyrmex septentrionalis
Lineage: Eukaryota; Metazoa; Arthropoda; Insecta; Hymenoptera; Formicidae
Gene: cert
Product: collagen type IV alpha-3-binding protein
Exons: 9
Coding region: 390-2165 (591 amino acids)
Biological process (GO): ER to Golgi ceramide transport
Cellular component (GO): Golgi apparatus
Molecular function (GO): phosphatidylinositol-4-phosphate binding
Source: RefSeq, a predicted model, not a curated record